Molecule: messenger RNA, 528 nt
Organism: Cylindrotheca closterium
Lineage: Eukaryota; Bacillariophyta; Bacillariophyceae; Bacillariales; Bacillariaceae
Source: the annotation of a GenBank genome assembly
AUGUUCUGGUGGCUCAUCGACUUUGCUCGGCACCCAUCAGGCAAGUGGCGCUUCAAACGGAUUGAUGAGGUGGCUACGGACUUUGACCUUUUGGUGGUGGACCCUGAAGGCAAGACUGUGGUUCUCUCCCGCCUCCAGCUGGACAAAUGUGAACAGAAUCUUGGCGUUCAGAUGUCUCCCAAAUUGAACCCAAAGGCACAACAUGACGUCUUGGUCGCUUCGGCCAAGUCGUGGGCAAACCAGAUUGCCUCUGGUCACCUUCUUCCUUAUGAUGUCUUUCCGCUCCUCAAGACCACAAUCCUGAAGACCCUGGGGUACCCAAUGGCACUGACUCGUCUGUCAACGGCGCAAUGGGGAAAAGAUCUUUGCCCCCGUUCUGUGGGUUUCCCUUCCCAAGGCCAAGGUCUGUCACAACUUUCCUUGGGUCCUGGUGUAUGGUCCCAUGGCGUACCAGGGCCUUUGUAUCAGUCAUCCUGCGGGUCUCCAAUUGACCAGCCAACUGGAGAUGCUGCUUUGUCACCCGGUUAA